This is a messenger RNA of Salvia splendens (bonfire salvia), 837 nucleotides long. RefSeq names its product MADS-box protein FLOWERING LOCUS C. The coding region runs from base 1 to 837 and encodes 278 amino acids. NCBI's taxonomy places the organism in Eukaryota, Viridiplantae, Streptophyta, Magnoliopsida, Lamiales, Lamiaceae. Gene Ontology annotation, biological process: regulation of transcription by RNA polymerase II. Gene Ontology annotation, molecular function: RNA polymerase II cis-regulatory region sequence-specific DNA binding; DNA-binding transcription factor activity, RNA polymerase II-specific; protein dimerization activity. The record is from RefSeq and is a predicted model, not a curated record. The transcript has a single exon.
AUGGGUCGCGCGAAGCUGAAAUUGCAGUUCAUUGAGAACAAGAAAUCUCGCCUCCUAACUUUCAAGAAGAGAAAGGAAGCGUUAAAGAAGAAAGUCGAGCAACUCACCACUCUCUGCGACGUCCCCGCCUGCAUGAUCAUCCGCGACCCCACCACCAACUCCACCUUCAUCUGGCCGGAUGACUCCGCCCAAAUCCGCCGCCUCAUCGGCUCCUACAAGGCUGAUCCCGGCGCCGUUAAGGCUUUCGGGGUCUCCGAUUUCUUCAACCAGCGCCAGGGGAAUGCAUUGGAGAAGAAUGCGGAGGCCGAAUCCGGCACCUGGGACGAUCGCCUUAACCAUAUGGACGAGUCCCAGUUGCUGGAAUUGAGCGGCGCAGUGCGCGCCAAGGCUGAGGCCUUGCGGUCAAGAAUCGAUUUCUUGAAACGGGAGCCGAUGAUGAAGGAGGAGGAAAACAGUAAUGAGAUGCUUGAUUUGGAAGACAUUUUUGAUCAAGAUGAAAUCUUGUCGAUGGCUGCGAACACCAAUGAUCAAUUUCCUGUGACGGACUUUUACUGCCCGCAGGCUUUGGCGAUGAUGGAAAAGGAGAAGAGCAACGACAAUGUGGUGCUUGAUUUGGUCGGUUUGGGAGGGAUUGUUGAUCAAGAUGUCAGCUUUUCUAUUGGGGAUGUUAUGGAUUUUGCGAGGGCCAAUGCUCCUCUGAAUCUGCCGCAAGAUUACACCUUUUCUGUUGCUGAUGUUAUGGCCAACGGUCAACUUCCGGCGGUGCCGCAGCCGUUCGUUGAUCACAAUUAUCUCAACUACGGCUACUGCUAUCCAUGGAUGGGAAUCAGAAUGUGA